This is a messenger RNA of Paramuricea clavata, 2667 nucleotides long. The record is from the annotation of a GenBank genome assembly. NCBI's taxonomy places the organism in Eukaryota, Metazoa, Cnidaria, Anthozoa, Malacalcyonacea, Plexauridae.
AUGAAAAAACACCUAUUGAAACCAGUGCGAAUAGAUGCAGGUUUGGGCAACCCACCUAGUCGCUAUGUGUCCAACAGAGUUGAGUGCGUCAACAGUCUUUUAAAGCGAGAAACGGAACGCAAAGAAUCCCCGGUCGACCAGUUCGUGAAAACAAUGCAAGGUACUGUAUGAUUAAAUAGUAAUUUCACUAAAUAGGCCUUUCCGGUAAUUACGGCUAUCAUUGUUUUAAACUUAGGACCACUUUAAAUGUAAUGGAGUAGCCUGCUACGAAGCUAGAAAUACCGCCUGCCCAGAAACUACACAUUAAUUCUGAGUUCCGCCCACCGAACACAUGGUCCCGCCCAUCUUUACAGUAAUAAUGUCAUAAUGUAUUUAAUUUAAUUAUUUGUCAAACUCACGUAUUUGCACCAGUGCAAAUAUCCGGCUUUCACGUUUCAUAUCUUCGGUUCAUUCAAUGCUAUGAAAACAAAAAUACCACGUUCGAUUCAGUGUAACAAUAUGUCCUCAUUCAUAGCGAUAGUUUUAGUCGAUGUCAACAUUAUAGCGACUUAUGAGCUUUGAAAGUCAAGCGAGUUCGUGUAUUAUCAAAUUACGCAAUUGUCUGAACAAAAAUAUAGACUAGCCAUACCUUUCGCCGAACAUAACUUCGGCCGUUACUUUGUUCCAAUCGCUAUCAAAAACACUACUUAGAGUGUCAUUUACGAGCCUGUAUCUUCAAGUCUGCACUUUUAUCACGGUAUCACAUCUAUCAAGCAACACAGUGUUGGAUUGAUAUUCGUUAUUCAUUCUUCAGGAGGAAGCGAUUUCCGAUUCCAGAUGAAGAUUAAAGAAUUCAACGCUUAAUUCUCAAAUAAUACAUUCGUUAUUUUUUGGUUAGUGUAUGCCAUCACUCGAUAUAUCGGUAUCAAUUUACGAAAAUAACAAGGUUUAUAAAUAUACCGCAACAGUAACUUCUAAAAUUGGCACUAAUUAUUCUAAUUCUUUCCUCCUGUCAAUCAAAAAUUCAAAAUCAACAUAUUCUGACCAAUCUGAAUGCUCCGGCAGGUUUUUAGCCAAUCACGUAUUUUCAGUCCACCAGUGGACUGGCAAACGAAAUCAUAUAGAAACCCGGCAGACGGUUUUUCUCGCCCUCCCGCCUAACUUUUCCCGCCCUAUUUUUCCCCGCCCGCAACCUCCCCUAAAAACCGUCUGCUACGCAGGCUAGGAAUGGAGCAAAACAUUCUUCUUCAACGCUAGUUGUGACGUAAUUACCGGAAAGGUCUAUUGCUCUGUUAGUGCAAGUCUCCAGAGCAUUAUAUCAGUUUAUAACAUUAUACAUUUGGGGCAAGAAAAAAAUAUGGGAGAGCCGAAAGAACGCCUACCAAUUGUGUUCAAUUGACAACACUAGAACUUGCUUACGCCAGCAGUUCUGUAUAGUUUUUCUUGGGGGGGGGGAUUAAAAAUCUCGUACUCGAUGUAGUACUUUCGGUAGUGUAACAGCAUUUUUAUUAUUCUUGCUUGCAUUAAUUGUAGAUAUGAUUGAACGCCAGUCUCGGAAUGUGGAGUGGGCUAUCAUAGAUAAAGGUCCAUUUCAAUUGCACCCUUCCUUAAAUCAUUUUAUCCUUCCUGCUGAAGUAUGGCUUUCAAUGGAAGUCAAUGAGAAAGAAUCUUAUAUAAAAAGGGUUAUGAGCAGUUCUGUAACAGAUACUGUUUCGGAAGAUUACCAGGAGACUGCUUGUUUCCCAAGCAAACUUAUUCCAGAAGGUCUUCCACCAGAACCUUUCCCAGACGAUAUUUCAACCGAACCUAUCCCAUAUGAUUUUCCAACAGAAUUUGACCAAGUACAUUUUCUAUCUCCUCUUGAUGUUCUGGCAAAUGCUGCAUUAUCCGAUUCAGUCCAAGAUACUACAGGAGCACGUGUGUCAAAUAUGUCUCUGACAUUUUCUGAAUUCCGUGUCUACCUUCAUGGACAGCCCCAAGAAACGGUGAGGGGUAUGUGGGAUAAAGCAGUACAACUUGUUUCAUCGCCAGGAAAGAUGUCACCUGCCCCAGGUUGCGCCCCAACCUCGAGAAUGGUAGCAAGCCAUCGGUUCACGGACCGGCCACAUCUCGUCACGAAGGGGAAGGCAAAAGAUGAAUACAAAUGCGAAAAAAGCUGUCCUCACUGGAAUGGGAUAAAGAUCUGCUGGAGAUUUAUCGAAAUUUCUCGUGUGGUACAAGCAGAAAAGAAGUGCCAAAGCAGCAAAUUUGUCCGCGGUUGUGCGUACAGACAUGCCACAACAUCCCGGAAAAAAAGGCGGUGUACCUGUUACAUCAAGAAGAGCAACUCCUAAACUACCCGUUGAUGCACGACGAAAGCGCACAUACAGUAAAUCUACUGAAAGUUCGUCUACUGUAACAGAGGUACCAAAUACAAACCCAUUCUACGUUAAAAAGAUGAACAUUCGAAUUGAAGUAUGCCAAGGAUGCAGGGGUCCUCUGAAGUCGGCAGGGAAAGAAAUUCAGCCCCCGCCGUUCGAUUACUGUAUUGCGAGGAGGGAAAGACGACCAUACAGGGGUGACAAUGGCCAACUGAAAACUCCAUCCCGACAGUCAGAUGCACAUUAUCACCUGCGAGCAGCAUGCGUUAAAGCUGCAGAAACGUCAUUUGUAACAUCUUCUCUUGUGAUACCGACGACAUCCAGCUAA